AUGGUGCUGGUAGUUGAAGCGUUUGGCUCUGAGAAUGAGGUCAAAGGUGUGAGUGUGAUGCGGAACUUGCACAUGCUGUGCUAUGUUGUGAUAUAUCUGCGGUUUGUGCGGGACAGGUCCGUACUGAACAUGUUGCUGGUGUAUAUUGCGCUGUCGUUGGCUGGGUUCUUGAAGGACCUGCUCGUGUCCUACCUGCACAGGCAAUUGGAGACCAUGCGGGACGGUGAGUCCUAUAGGCGGAACAGCAACGAUGGGAACGGGCUGCUGGAGACAGAGGUGAUCAGAACCAUACUGAUUAAAUCUGUGCGGUACUUGCAAAUCCUGAUAGUGGCGGAGGCACUGUACUGCGUAAUGUAUCACGGGUACAGUGGAUCUCCGUUAUUCUACUACGACAGUCCCGGAAAGGUGGGCGAUGUGGUAGAGCCGGCUUUCCAUUACAAAUACGGCUAUUUCAUCAUGAACCUUAUUGGGGAAGAGAUGCCCUAUAUGUCCAGCCGAUGGAAGCUGCUGGCGAUAGACGUCGUGCUGCUAAUUCUACAGUUAGUGGUAAUAACAAAGUCGUUGGAGCCCGAGCUAGACGGCAUAAAACUGAUCAUCCCAGAGUUGAGAACACACCAAUUGGGGAUGGCCAGUAUUCUGCUGUUCAACACUACAUCCUCCCAGGACAGCAGCCGACUCAUCACACUGUGUACAUGCCAAGAACCAGACCGUUGUGAGCACAACACAUCGCCAUCGGCACUGCCGAGAACAGAGAGACGAUCCUACGGAGCUACGUAA
Nakaseomyces glabratus is the source of this 777-nucleotide messenger RNA. It is a transcript of the gene VLD1, whose product is annotated as Vld1p. The record is from RefSeq and is a predicted model, not a curated record. Lineage: Eukaryota; Fungi; Ascomycota; Saccharomycetes; Saccharomycetales; Saccharomycetaceae.